Molecule: messenger RNA, 420 nt
Organism: Clunio marinus
Lineage: Eukaryota; Metazoa; Arthropoda; Insecta; Diptera; Chironomidae
Source: the annotation of a GenBank genome assembly
AUGAUCUCACAUCUUGCAAAAAAGCCAACAGAUGAGAAGCGAGAAUGUCUUGAAAUGUCCGGUCACAAGAUCCAACACAAAGUAAACCAAUCAAUCAAAGCUGCCGAGGUUGAGAAUGAUAUCAAAAAUGAAUCGCUUUUUAAUGUAUCCAAACCAAAUGUAUCAAAAGAAAAUUCCCCGCUUCGAGUGAUACAACAGAAUGAUUUGUUUGCCUUGGCAUCGCAACUUCUCUUAUUUUUCGGCUUGUUGUUUCGCGUCGUUUUUAUUUCAUUAAAGCCGUCAUAUCUUUAUCCGAAUCUCACAACCCAGCUGUGUGAUGUGUGUCUGAGUGUUGGACGCGAUAAAGCAAAAAAAAGUAAAAUAUUUAAAGUGAAUAAUGUUGAGAAGUCAGAAGAAGCCGAAAAAAAAGGUUUUAUAUGA